UAGGGCUGUUAAACAUGCUCUCUACAGCAACACACGGCGCUGUUGUUCUUGGUUGAAGGAACAAGCAAAUAAUAAUAAUGUUGGGUCAGGUUGUACGACGAUUCACAACCUCUGCGGUUCGCUCAUCGCAUUACGGCGAGGGACCAGGACAGAACCUGCCAUUCUCAGUGGACAACAAGUGGCGUCUGCUGGCAAUGAUGGUGGUGUUCUUCGGCAGUGGCUUUGCCUUCCCCUUCAUCGUCGUCAGACACCAGCUCCUGAAGAAGUGAAGUGGCAAUGCAUGCCACGUAACCUCCAAGGUCUGCGCCCAGAACAUAUUUAUCCAGCAGAAAUCCAUUCGCUUCGGAGAAUGGAAAUCCCUAAUUGUGUUUGUAAAUAAAGUUCACUCAAAUGUA
Molecule: messenger RNA, 395 nt
Organism: Salvelinus namaycush (lake trout)
Lineage: Eukaryota; Metazoa; Chordata; Actinopteri; Salmoniformes; Salmonidae
Product: cytochrome c oxidase subunit 7C, mitochondrial-like
Exons: 3
Coding region: 78-269 (63 amino acids)
Biological process (GO): mitochondrial electron transport, cytochrome c to oxygen
Source: RefSeq, a predicted model, not a curated record